AACAGACUAACUUAAAGUUUAGGAAUUGUGUAUUUAAAUUCCUACUAAUUGAAUAUCAUAAUGAACAGUAUGUUUAUAAAGUCAGGGGAUACACAAUACUCAGGUUCAAGCAAUUAAGUGUGCUCCCCUUCCUCUUUGUUACCUAGGAGCUGCAAACAUGAGGAUUUCUCCAGUGAGAGAAGCUGCUUUCCAAUGCUGAGGUAGUGCAGAAGGGUUAAACAAUAAAGUGGAGGAGGCAACUGCCCUAAUUUGGUGUGAGAACAUUUGUGUGAUACCUCCAGCUAUGUCUUGCAAUACGCACUGCAAUAAGCAUCAGAUUUCUCUCUGUGUUUGGACAGACAAGCUAGAGUCUGUACUGAAUGCUGUCUCAUACUGCUGACAUCCCAGAUGAGUGUCCACCAAAAGAGAAGCAAUGCAAGUAAACUGAAACAUUAAUAGAGAGGCAGCUGGAGUAAAGACAGAAAGAAGUCAGCCCAGCAUUUAAAAGCACACUAGUAGAGGACACUUCAGAAUGCGUGAAUGCAUCUCUAUUCACGUUGGCCAGGCUGGAGUUCAGAUAGGAAAUGCGUGCUGGGAACUCUUCUGCCUGGAGCAUGGCAUUCAGCCAGAUGGCACCUUCAAGGAUGUGCAGGAUAAACUCAACAAUGAUGACUCUUUUACUACGUUUUUCAAUGAAACAGGCACUGGGAAGCAUGUGCCACGGGCUGUAAUGGUGGACUUGGAACCAAGUGUAGUAGAUGAAGUGCGGGCUGGGACCUUCCGGGAACUUUUUCAUCCAGAACAACUGAUCACUGGAAAGGAAGAUGCAGCUAAUAACUAUGCCCGUGGCCACUACACCAUUGGCAAAGAAAGCAUUGAUAUGGUGCUUGAUCGUGUCCGUAAGCUGACUGAUGCCUGUUCUGGGCUGCAAGGGUUCCUGAUCUUCCACAGCUUUGGUGGAGGUACCGGGUCUGGCUUUACCUCCUUACUAAUGGAACGACUCUCUGUGGAUUAUGGAAAGAAGUCCAAACUGGAGUUUGCAAUCUACCCAGCCCCACAGGUCUCCACCGCUGUGGUGGAGCCCUACAAUUCCAUCCUGACCACACAUACCACCCUGGAGCACUCGGAUUGCGCCUUCAUGGUGGAUAAUGAAGCCAUCUACGACAUCUGCCGCCGAAACCUGGACAUCGAGCGUCCCACCUACACCAACCUCAACCGCCUCAUCAGCCAGAUUGUCUCCUCCAUCACGGCUUCACUGCGCUUCGAUGGUGCCCUCAAUGUGGAUCUGACAGAGUUCCAGACAAACCUGGUGCCCUAUCCGCGCAUCCACUUCCCUUUAGUCACCUAUGCCCCCAUCAUCUCCUCUGACAGAGCACAUCAUGAGCAGCUCUCAGUGGCUGAAAUCACCAGUGCCUGCUUUGAGCCCAACAACCAGAUGGUGAAGUGUGACCCAAGACAUGGCAAGUACAUGGCCUGCUGCAUGCUGUACCGUGGUGACGUGGUUCCCAAGGAUGUCAAUGUCGCAAUUGCUGCCAUCAAGACCAAGAGAACCAUCCAGUUUGUCGACUGGUGUCCAACAGGCUUCAAGGUUGGGAUCAACUAUCAGCCUCCUACUGUAGUUCCUGGUGGCGACCUAGCCCAAGUUCAGCGAGCAGUCUGCAUGCUAAGCAACACCACGGCCAUUGCAGAGGCUUGGGCCAGGCUCGACCACAAGUUUGAUCUGAUGUAUGCCAAGAGAGCUUUUGUGCACUGGUAUGUGGGUGAAGGCAUGGAGGAGGGAGAAUUUGCAGAGGCCCGAGAGGAUCUGGCUGCCCUGGAGAAGGACUAUGAGGAAGUGGGAACUGACUCAUUUGAAGAAGAAAAUGAUGGGGAGUAGUUUUAAAAUACACCUUGUUUCUAGUGAGCAGAGAAUUGUCUCUGUAUCACUGUAUUGCAUGUGUCUACCAUUAGGUCAUAUUUUUUUGUAUGUAAUAUACAGAAAUUUAAGAGGGGUCACAUAGAGACACCUUUUAUUCCAUAAAUCACAGGUAAGUUGUCCUGUAAGAUAGGAUCAGCUGCAGUAAUGCCUCACCACUCCCAGCAACGCAAAAAGACUCACUCUUCUUCCUUGCACAUUUAAUGUAAGCCUGUUUAAGCUCUAAUGCACAUACUAAAACCACUACAAUUCAAACUGUUUAAAUGAGAAGCUUUUCCCCCUUAAAAAAAGACAACAAAACAAUAAAACCUAAACUUUUAUUUUUUGCAUCGUACCUCCUGAAAACAUUUCAGUAUUCCUUACUCUACUUGCAUAGUUCCUCCUCUGCAAGAAACAACAUCUGCUUUAACCAGCAGAUCACUGUGCCAUCUGUGGCAAUCUUUAUUUAGUGCACCAUGUGCAAGUGAGUCUGCAAUAUGGGCAUUUGAACGUUCACUCAAAGAUAAUUCAAAGUUGUGAUCCAAGAUCUCAAAUCUAUAGGAUUCAUGUCUUACUAGGCAAUGUCAAUUCUUGACUAGGAAACCUUUCAGCUACUUUUUAUUGAGGGUCCCUGAUGGGUUGCACCCAUGAGAGCUGAGGCAGCUGGCUAAUGUCAUUGCAAGGCCACUCGUGAUAAUGUUUGAUGAUCAUGGUGACUGGGAGAAGUGGCCAAAGACUGGUGGAAAGCAAAUGCCACUCCUGUCUUCAAAAAGGACAAGAAGGAAGAUGCAGGGAGCUACAGGC
Molecule: messenger RNA, 2677 nt
Organism: Pezoporus flaviventris
Lineage: Eukaryota; Metazoa; Chordata; Aves; Psittaciformes; Psittacidae
Product: tubulin alpha-8 chain
Exons: 5
Coding region: 512-1855 (447 amino acids)
Biological process (GO): microtubule cytoskeleton organization; mitotic cell cycle
Cellular component (GO): microtubule; cytoplasm
Molecular function (GO): structural constituent of cytoskeleton; GTP binding
Source: RefSeq, a predicted model, not a curated record